Messenger RNA from Spodoptera frugiperda (fall armyworm), 8400 nucleotides. RefSeq names its product serine/threonine-protein kinase Doa (gene Doa). NCBI's taxonomy places the organism in Eukaryota, Metazoa, Arthropoda, Insecta, Lepidoptera, Noctuidae. The record is from RefSeq and is a predicted model, not a curated record. Gene Ontology annotation, molecular function: protein kinase activity; ATP binding. Gene Ontology annotation, biological process: protein phosphorylation. Gene Ontology annotation, cellular component: nucleus. The transcript has 12 exons. Bases 5560 to 8043 code for a protein of 827 amino acids.
ACUUUAACAAGCCUCAAACAUUAUUUUAUUUGAUGUUAUAUUAAACAUGUUGUAUGAAAAGUAACUGCGCCACGCGCUGCCAGCGCGCGUGUAUUGAGAGCAAUGUGCAUCUAUUUUAGCAUAUAUUAUUAGGUCAAGGAUUUAUCACUAUCCUCGGAACGCUGUUAAAUAUGUUUAAAAACCGAACCAAAGGACUUCCUCUUAGCCUUAAUAACGUUUGUGCUGUAUUUAACCUCUGCUUUUGCUGUACAGAGUACGCAAUUCUCGACAUGCAUAUAGCAUACUUCUUUGAAUACUGAAACGUCACAUUUGCAUGGAUAUAAAUUCCUUUAGGUUCCAGAAAUAAAGAAGUCAUUAUCAACAUAAUUUCAUCUAUGGCUGUGUGUAUUCUUAACUAUAAUAGAAUAGAACAAUAAUGAUUUUUAUGUACCAAUGUGUAAUAAACAACGUUGUAUGAUGUUCUAAAAUAGUAUCAGCAGCUGGCACGAUCUAUGAGAUUCCAAAAGCGAUCGAUAGAUGGCGUUGCGAGUUGUUGUUCUCAAACAGAAAACAUGAACGACGCAUGCGCACAGAAAUAGUCUCUCGAUGAUCACCUUCACCUAGGAGAGAACCGUCAUGCAUAUAUCUCUACAAUGAUAACACUAAAUACAUUAGAUUUUCGUUGUUAUUUCAAAAGCAUCGUCAAUGAAAAGAAGUACUUUCAUAUUAUUAUAACAUUUUUUCGAGUUUACAUUUGCUUUCAGUGUCGCGGUAACCGCAGUUAAAAUAACCAAAUGUAUUAGUUUCCGUCCUAAGCGUGGCUUGCAACAGAGAAUAAAAUAUUUUCUUGCUUCGCGUUUGCUUUUAAACCUGUAAAUGUAAAAUUGGUUCCGAUUUCUUAAGAAAUAAACACAUCAAGUUAUUUAACUAUCUAAUACAGCGUGCAGUGAUUCAUAUCAAACUAUUAAACAGUAAGAUACUACAGAGUUUGACAAUAAAGAGUUAGUGGAAAUCGUUGUGGACUCAUACUUGAUACGUUUGCCUAAUGAAUGCUCAUCAAGAGGCGUGCUCGUCAAUUGUAUUGAAUUGAGAAACCAAAACUAAAUUGUAGCUUGUUGUAUCCGGAUCGAUGCAGAUGAUAUCGUUGUAGUGGAAAAUGUAGUAAUAAAACGAACACAUGGUUUCUCAUGUAGCGAAACUAUUGUGUGCGAUGUUUAAUCCACCAUCUUGAUACCUGGACAAGGAAAAAUCCUGUAUUAUUGCUACAACUGAAAUGCAUUAAAAUUAUUAUAAACUAACGUAUAAUAAAGAAAAUCUAUAAUUGUUACGAUCACAUUAUCUAGAAAAUAAAGAAAGAUAUAACAUUGAAAGGUUUACCCUUCAGCUUGUUUACGCAAAACUGAUAAGAAUGCAAUAACAUUUUCUCAUAACAUAUUACAUAAUGAACUUUCAUCUAGGAGAACUAAAACAGUAAUAGAUGCAGAUGUAAUUCACAUUACUUGCAAGCUGUUUAAUUAGAUUUUAAGUAAACAAUGUUUUUACAGCAUUCGUAUUUGUCUGAUAAUAGAAUUACAAUAACCAUUAUUUCAUACAUUCAAUCUGUUCGUACGUUAUUAAGAAAUAUCGUUAAUUAAAUAGGAUUCUAUUAGUCACGUUAGGUUAUUAUAAGUAGUUAACGCUUAAUGGUUGUUAAGGGUCAAGUUCAUAAGGUAGUGAGAGAAUAUGCUAUCGCGUAUCAUUAAUACAAUAGGCCGUGGCGUGCUGGCCGCAACGGGCGAGAUAUGGUCUGAUAAAUGUGGUGCGCCCGUUGUUUUGCACACCUAUCUAUUUUGUAAUGCCCGAUUCCUUCCGGUCGACCUUGCCCAUAUCGUUCAGGUUGCGGCACCACUACACGUCAAGUGCACGGAUUUGCUUCGCCAAAUAUCACUUGCGAUUGCUAGCACCCGUCUGUUUCUUGCCUUGAGCAUCUACUCUCGUGUCGCUGAUCCUUCUCUACUAAUAUUCAGAAUUGCUCUUGUUUCGUUUGUGGCGUUAGGUAUUUAUAAAACAGUUUCGAUUAAACAAAUUGUAUUGUUUUGCCCAUUUUUGUUUUCUUUUUACUUUGCUAUAAAUAGCUCACAAUUCUAUUUCAACUAUAAACUAUUGGCGACAUAUUUGAUUAAUUAAAAUAGUUCCAAAUCAUUAAAAUACUCACUUGCUGACGUUAUGAAUACCAAUAUUGUAAAUUCCUACAGCUAACAAUACGGUACACACAGUACCUACUUAUAUUAUAUCGUAGGUAUAUUUUGUACGUAGCUCUACACUAGCUUUUUCUCCUAGGUCGUACGUGCGUUUACAAACACGCAAUUUGCAUAGAACCCGCACCAAUUCAGCAGUCUGGCCUCUCAGUCACUGCGUCAACCGUGCAACCAAAUAUUGUUUUUUUUUUUUUAAUUACGUAUGAACUGAAUUACGCACUUAUUAUUUUGUUAUCAAAAUAAAUAUUUAAAAUUAAGAUAAAGGGCAUUGCCCCAAAGUUGUACAAUUCAGUGCGAAAACAAUUAGAACAAGAAAGUAUUUAGGUUUAUUUAGCGAGUGGAACCAGUGUGUUUAUUAGUACAUACCAAAAAUUCCCUUGGUAUUUUGUCGUCGGAUCGACAACAAUGUUAACGAGUGGGACGCGGAUCAAUCCUGUUUAAACCGAUACGAAAAAGCUUGAAAUUGUUUGCUCCAUUUGUGCAUGCCAUCUUUAAUUAAACGCCAUGGAAUUGUGGUCCUCGCGCAGUCAAGUCGCAGUCGCGGAACGGAGUACACAUUUUACUCAACUGUUUUACAGCGUUUUAGUACAAUAUUUGAGUUGGGUUAUCUUUUUGAUUGUGUCAUCUGUGUCGCCCGCGAAGUUAAGUGAGACGUGCAGUGGUAUCGCGGCGCGCUACCCAGUUGUGUAAUAACCGGCCGGUUGGCCACCCGCCCCACGACGCCGGCGGUUCCGUCGCUCGUGUUGUAAACUAAACAGUGCUCACUAGACACGUAGUGCAGUGCAGUGCAGUGAAGUGCACAAUGGCAGAAUUGUCAUUGAAACAAGACCGCGCGCGUCUCCCCUUACGCUUCGGCUCUUUCUAUGAGCUUUACAAGAAGUUUCUCAAGGAGCACGGGUGCAAGUGGCAUGAUGUAUCGAAGUUACUUUCUGUGGUCGCAGAAAUCCUAUUCGAUGUAGACGGAGCUUGUAGUCGACUAGCGGGCAAGGUCAGUCAUAAACAACGGCUUGGCAUAGAAAAGUUACUCCCAUAACUGAAGUAUCCUUAUACUGAUGUUCAGAUUUAACAUAAAUUGAAAUUACCUACAUAUAUUGCAAAGUUCACUCAAACUAGGCAAACAAAAAAAAAAUUCCGCCAAUACAAAAUAUUAAUAUAAAAUGCAUCACAAUGAAAUAAAAUAGGUAUUCCAACUAAGAUCUGUAAUAACGUCUAACAAAUAAAUAACAAAGCAUUCACAUUCAAAUAACAUUCACAUGUCUCUUUAAUAUUAUUUAAGCAAGUGUUAUCGUAUUUACGGAGAUGUCAUGUUUUAGGCUAAUGAACUGCUCAUAGGUACAAUAAACUAACUGUAUUCAUAUGUACUACUCACUGAAAUUACAUAAUACAGCUGCAAAUGUGACCGUUAUUUAUACUCAUUCAAAAAUGUGUUGCUUUGCUUGGCCCCUUUAGUAAUAGGAUGCGAUAACACGACGGCCGACCCUUUGGGAGUUCCUUUUUACCUGCACCCUAACAACAAACGAGCAAAACAGCUGUUCGGCAUUUUGAACAACAUUCAGUCCUUCACGUGGCGUCGAUGUGCAAUGUUAACUAAUAAUUCCCAUGCGGUAGUUAUCAUGAACAAAAGUGACGAUAACUGUGCUACUUGUGGACAUAUUGCAUCAGUGUUGUUAUUAGUGACUACGACCUAUCUGACCGUUCACAAAAUGAAAACGUUUUGCUUGCUAAGUGUCUUGGAAAAAAUCAUAAAAUUCAAUUAUCCGGAGUUGAUAGAUGAAAAGGAUUGUCAACUGGUAUGUCUUUUCAGAAUAAUGUUUCCAAUGUAAAACAGCAAUAAAUUGUCGUGAAAUACAUGCAUCUAGUUAAAAGUGACAGAUAUUGAUCGGUAAUUAAAAGCAAUACGGUAGUUUGUAACGACGGCGACGCCGUCUAAUCGUGUUGAAAAAUGUUUACUCGCCAAGUGAAAGUAGAAAAUUACCACGCAGUGGGCAUAUGUACUAUAUGCUUUGGUAACUGCGAGUGAGCUAUUUUGCGAGAAUGCAAUACAAUUUUGUGUUGACUUAAAAUGACAACGUUACUGUGCAGUAUUGUAAAGCAACUGCCUACGUAUUUUAAUUUUAUCUUCGAACCCUGUGUUUUAGAGAAAUAAAAAAACAAAUGAUGUAGUUAUCGAUAAUUUAUUCAAAUAAAUAAUAAUAGAUAAUUCUUGGAACAUUCCGGAAUCAAUCAAGGUUUUAAUACAGUCUGCCGACUUAUUAGAGAACGCGGAUGAGGACAGAUAUGUUUAACACAAUGAUAAGCGUGAGAGCGCACGUACAUGGAUCGUGGAGCGUUAGUUUAUCAUCUCAAGUCCGGUAGCCCGCAUCCGCUCAUCUCGUAUUCAUUCUCAAUAGAUAAAGCAUGCUUUGACACGCUGAUUUGAUAAUUACUAGAAGUACAAAUUACGGGGUUAGGCCCAAUGAUGCGUAUAUAAAGAUAACACUGCGUGUUCGCUGCGCACGCGCCGUGUUGAGGCUUGUCCGCGUCAGACUCGGCCACCGCCGGCAUUGUUCACAGCUCACACGCGCUCCACUGACCUGGUUACCUACAGCUUAUUGACAGAACUGUCUUGGCUCCGCUGCUCACCGUUCAGAGAAAGGUGUGCAUCUAUGAAACAAUGAUACCAUUUUAAUUUCAACCUAUAAAAUGUAUAAGUUUCAACACUUGUUUACGUUUAUAUAUUUAACACGUAUUGAACAUCCAUAAACACUUAUUGUCAGGAAUAUUAUUGAUUUCUUAGUAAAUAGCUACUUAAUUAAAUACCACGUAUAAUCCAUUGUGUAUUAAAUUGUAUUGAUAAAAAUUAUUUCCUUGCCAAAAUCAUGACGUGAACUAAAUAGAACCUAGGUGUUAUUAAAAAUAGGUCAUUAACCUCUGGCUACUAUAUACUCCGAUAAUAGAAAUUCGCAGAAUAGGCAUGAAAUCUACAUUUCAAUAAUACGAAAAAACGUAGUAAAGUGUAAUGCGAAGAAAUGUGUUCGCGGCGGGCACCUCGGAGUGCGCGGGAGGGCGCUCCCACGGGUUGCCGAUAUUUUUAGUGCACGACGAUUACUUGGCACCGGCGGCCGCACUCGGUUGCGCUAGUGAUCUUUCUGAAAUUCGUUCGCGCUUAGGUACGCUCUCGAUCUCGAGAUAGACCCAGUCUUAUGUCCGGUGGCGAAGAAGUGGUCGUGUAAAAAAGAAAGUCGCGGGAAUAUAUCAAUGUGUCGUGAUAACGGUUCUGUCGUGUAAAUAUGACUAUUAUGGACUAUUAUGUGAUAUAUCCAGGCUAAAGUGUUUCCACUAAAACAGUAAAAAAACAAACAUAAUGGCUAGUUUGAGCACCAGUGCUAGUGGUACGACUAGUCCUCGUCGUCAACGUUAUAAUAGAUCUUCCACCACGAGCGUCACACAGCUACUGUCAGACGGUUACUCCAGUUUUAUCAAUCGUUUAACUCGUCGUGGACCAUCCGAGAAAAGUGAAAUUAUUUCAGACACAAAACUUAGCACUGCGCGACCGCGUUUCGACGAAAAACUCAUUUCAAACAAAAAUUCCGCACUAUCGAAUGUGCGACGGUACGAGAACAAUGGCCACAUCUCACCAUACACAUCUUUGACGUCCGGUGCGCCAGCGCGGAAGUUGAACGAUGACCGUACGUACUCGAGUUACCUGGGCGCGACUAAGUCGCGCGUCGACACAUCACCUUUGCAUUCUACCUCCGGGAUUAGCGCACUCAGCCGCACUGACUCGUUCCGCAGAGCUCAUUUGAAGGAUAAAUCAUCACCGUUCACUAAGCGGUACCCAUUGAAAGAGGCCAACAAUAACAUUGAUGGCAUUUUGUUAGGUAGCACGCGUAGUCGAUUGGAAGACAAGUAUUCCUCUGUUUUAGAUAGGAUAGCGGUACAGAAAAAAGAAAGGGCAAGGAAAGAAAAGGAAGACCGUGAUAAGACAUUAGAACCUGAACCGGUAUUAUCCCGAGGACUGAUGAGGAGUCUUACGACAGCAGUUUUUGGUGAAAAUUCCUUUAAAAGAAAUAAUUAUUCCCAUGAAAAAAUUAGAGAUAAAACUCCUUUCAGAAACACGGUGGACAGACGACUGUCUUCUAGUCAUAAACAAAAAGAUGAUUACAAAAAUGGAUUUGACAUUCCAUUAAAAGAUCGGCAUUAUGGUAAAGACAGAGAUAGUGUAUAUCGAAGACAUCAAAGAAGAUCACUAAGAGCUGAAAAAAGCGAAAACAACGAUAGAAAAAUGGGCAAACUAUCAUUGCGUCCAAUAGACAUAAACAUAAACCCAGCUGUUAGAGAUUUAGUAUCACCUCCCCAACAACACAUAAACGAAGCUUAUGGAAAAUCAAAAAUAACAAAAACUCCUGCAGCUUCUCCUGCUAGAGAGGUGGGACGACAAAAACAAAUAUAUUUUCCAUCAAGUGACGAAGACGACGACAAGACCCCGGUAGGAGACAGAGUGCUCAGUGAGCGAGAAACUAGGCGGAAAGAGAUACAGGGGCUCAUCAUGAAGUAUGCACACGUUGAUGAGAUGUACGGACGUAUCGGCGAAAAGGAGAUUAACGAGAAAACGAAUGGAUUAGCUGCUCCAAAGAAGGUUGAGCCGUUAGCUGUUGGCGAUAUAGUGGUGCUGCCGCCCGAGCUGCGCGGCCGGCAGCGGCCGCAGCGGCCUCGCCAUCUGAUGCGGCACGCGGCCACGCCGCCUAGCUCCCGGGCACGCUCCUCCGUCAAGGACGACAAGGACGGACAUCUGGUCUACUGGCCCGGAUAUGUCAUGGGAGCGAGAUACAAAAUCAUCGAUACGCUCGGUGAGGGCACCUUCGGCAAGGUGGUCGAGGUGAAGGACUUGGAAUUGGAGCACAGAAUGGCUCUGAAGAUUAUCAAGAACGUUGAGAAGUACAGAGAGGCUGCAAAACUCGAGAUAAAUGUAUUAGAAAAGUUAGCAGAAGUUGACCCUGAUUGUAAAAACUUAUGUGUUAAGAUGUUGGACUGGUUCGAGUACCACGGACACAUGUGCAUCGCAUUUGAAAUGCUCGGCCAGAGUGUAUUUGACUUCCUGAAAGACAAUAACUACCAGCCGUACCCGCUCGAGCAGGUCCGGCACAUCGCGUACCAGCUCAUAUACAGCGUGCUGUUCCUACAUGACAACAAACUCACGCACACCGAUCUCAAGCCAGAGAACAUUCUCUUCGUCGACAGUGACUACGAAGUCGUCAGCGUUUACAACGCCUCUAAAAAGAAACAUGACCUAAUGCGUGUGAAGCGGAGUGACGUGCGACUGAUAGACUUCGGCAGCGCCACCUUUGACCACGAACACCACAGUACCAUCGUGUCCACCAGGCACUACAGGGCGCCUGAAGUCAUACUAGAACUGGGGUGGUCACAGCCGUGUGAUGUCUGGUCUAUCGGCUGCAUCAUGUUCGAGCUCUACCUCGGUAUCACACUCUUCCAAACACAUGACAACAGAGAACAUCUCGCCAUGAUGGAGAGAAUCUUAGGACCUAUACCAUACAGAAUGGCGCGCAAAACAAAAACAAAAUACUUUUACCACGGAAAAUUAGACUGGGACGAGAAAUCGUCAGCUGGCAGAUACGUCAGAGAAAACUGUAAACCACUAAUGAGGUACCUGCAGAGUAACAGCGAGGAGUCGCGGCAGUUGUUUGACUUGAUCGCGCGCAUGCUGGAGUACGAGCCCUCACAACGCAUCACGCUGCGAGAGGCACUCAAGCAUCCUUUCUUCAACAAACUUCCACAGCACCAGAGGCUCGGACACCAGUUUACAAGGCCAUCAUUCCUUAGGCAAUGACCGGUUGCGAUGCAACGGUGAAAGCUCAGGGUCCCGCGAACGAUCGCACUCGCUCAGCAGGUGAGCGGCAGUCGGGCGCCGUGAGGCUCGAGCCGCCGGAGUUUGAGUCCGGCCCGGCCAUCCGGCCCGCCCCGGUCCGGCCCGGCCCGGCGGCCCGCAGUACAGCGAUAGUCAAAAUGGCGCGGCCGCAUCGUGCCCGCCGACCGUGUAAACUUGUACAGUUGUAAUGAAGUGAUAAGUGAUAAUUAUUUUGUCGAACAUUGUAAUCUAGGUAAUAUUUUGUUGUGAAUCGGUACUUCUCAAUUUGUAUUUAUAAAGUAACUAUUAUUCGAAAUAAAGACUGUCAGUCUGAAAUAA